GAUGCUGGACUUGGGGCACUGGAUUUUCUCGAGCAGCGGAGCGCAAUGCGUGUCGCGGGUGGACCUGCGAACCGACGACGAGCUGAGGACUUUCCGGUCCAGUCUCGAGCUGACCACACGCCGCCCACGAGCCCCGAAACGCUGACCCCACUCGAAGGCUCGAAGGCUUUUAAGUUGUGCAGCGGGGCGAGAACCGUCACAGCUCGUGAUCGAGUCGAGACGAGGAUCAGAUCAGCAGCGCCGGCUCCCGACGUUGAGUGUGACACUUGUAAACUUCGCCAGCUGCUGCUGCUGCUGCUGCUGCUCAGAAUGGGGCGAGUCGCUGCAUUGGUGUCGGUGUUCGUGGCCCUGGCGCUGUGCGAGGCCGGGCUCUCGGUGGCGUUCGGGGGCGACCUGCAGUAUGCGCCGAACUAUGGAGUCGAGCUCUCGGCGCUCGAGAGGCAAGUGCCCGUGCGCGACGGCCUGGCCUGGGGCUACUACGCCAAGUCGUGCCCCAAGGCCGAGGACAUCGUCGCCCAGCGCGUCGCUGUCUUCCUCAAGAAGGACGUCGGCGUCUCGCCCGGCCUGCUGCGCCUCAUCUUCCAUGACUGCUUCGUUCAGGGAUGUGAUGGCUCGAUCCUGCUGAGGCUGGAGUCCGGCACCGAGCUCGACGACCCUGCCAACAGGUCCAUCCGCCAGGUGGCCCUGGACCUCGUCGACGAUGCCAAGGCGGCCCUCGAGAAGGUGUGCCCGGGCGUCGUCACGUGCGCCGACAUCGUCGUCAUGGCCGGACGCGAGAGCGUCAAGCAGGUCGGAGGCCCCGCUUUCAAUGUGCCCCUGGGACGUCGCGACUCCUUCACCUUCAGCAACGAUACGAGCGACCUGCCUCCUCCCACCGCCACCUUCCAGGCCCAGCUCGACCUCUACGCCACUAAGAACUUGGACCUCGCCGACCUCGUCGCCCUCUCAGGUAACAAAAACACGACCCCUCCUGUCAAAACUCGCCCUCAAAAUUGGCCAAUUUCGUCGUAGAAAUGUCGAUCGACCGACCUCACGGCAGCGCAGCUCCUCCCUCAUAGAUUGCACCCGAACGGUCGACUGGAUCCCUGAAGAAUGGAUUGGGGGUCACGUGCAGGGGCGCACACGCUCGGGGACGCCGGGUGCGGGGCGUUCCAGAACCGGCUGCGCCCGACGGUGGACCCGAAGCUGAACAAGGUCUACGCCAAGUACCUGACGAACCUGUGCCCGACGAACGGCGCGACGGCGCGGACGGGGCUCGACUUCUUCAGCCCGACCAAGUUCGACAACGUCUACUACAAGAACUUCGCGACGGGCGGCGCGCUGCUGACGUCGGACCAGGAGCUGGACCAGAACAAGCAGGCGCUGGGCCUGGUGCGCCUCUACGCCUCGAACCAGAGCGCCUUCUUCAACCAGUUCCUCUGGUCCUACAUCAAGAUGAGCCAGAUCGUCAGCAGCCCCCCCAACACCGGCGAGGUUCGCCGCAAGUGCAGCGUCAACAAUGGCGGCAAAUCCUCCGCCUCCUCCUCCAUCGAGCCCGAAAUCAUCUCCAUGGUCACCGACGGCCGCGUCGACAUCUAAUCUGAUCUAUCUAAUCCGCCGCGCGAAGAAUCGAUCGACUUGUCGUCUCCGUCGCAUCGAUCGAUUCUGCUCCUCCGCUCGAGGGACGAAGGACUGCCAAUGCAGUGACACCCAAGAGUUUGGGUUUGUAGAUAUGUAUCAACAAGGCGUAGCUAGCGAGGCGCCAGCUGUAGAUCGAUAGAGUUUUGCGCAGUCUUCUAGCGUUCGAAGGGGCGAGAGUAGAGUGUAGAGUGUAGCGCUGCGUAGAGCGUUGUGAGCUUGUUGGAUUGGAGUGGAAUGGAAUGUGAAAUACUGUCUUCUCUUUCAAUGAAUGAUGACCGGCUGCGCCUUCAGCGCGUCCUGCCGAUCCUCUUGUUUCGAAUCAGAGAGUUAUAGUCGCUGAAUUUUCUCGUCUCUGAUCCGAGCCAGAAGUGAGUCAAUUCUUCACUCCUCGCUCGGAAGCAGGGAAGCAUGUCUUCCACACAGUCUCAGAUCUCUAUCAUUUCC
This is a messenger RNA of Marchantia polymorpha subsp. ruderalis, 2064 nucleotides long. The record is from the annotation of a GenBank genome assembly. NCBI's taxonomy places the organism in Eukaryota, Viridiplantae, Streptophyta, Marchantiopsida, Marchantiales, Marchantiaceae.